AACUCCCUCCCCUUAACCCUUCCUUGUCUGUCUGGGAGAGAGAGUUUGUUCCUUUGGCCUCUCCUUCCUUCUCCUCCUUCUUCUCAUCCUUCUCCUUCUGGAAAUGUGAUUGUUGGCUAAGAAUUUUGGAUCAGAGCCUGUUCAGUUGAGAGAAGAGGGAGGAAGAGCAUCUUGGAUCCAAUUUGCUUCUUCACCAAACUGGUUCCACAAUGGAGAGACCCAGCUCACCUGGACUUGAAGCAGGCAGGGCUGCUGAGAGCAGUUGGGAUUUCUGGGAAAGAACUACACAGACUUUCCUGAACAUGCACAUAUAUCGCCAGCGCUUCAGGCAGUCUUAUUACCAAGAGGGCGAGGGACCCAGAGAGGUUUGCAGCCGCCUCCACGAUCUCUGCCGCCAGUGGCUGAAGCCAGAGCAACACACCAAGGCUGAGAUGCUGGACCUGGUGAUCCUGGAGCAGUUCCUGAGCCUCCUGCCCCCAGAGAUGGGGAGCUGGGUCCGAGAGUGUGGGGCAGAGACCUGUUCCCAGGCGGUGGCCCUGGCGGAAGGCUUCCUCCUGAGUCGGGCAGAGGACAAGAGGCAGGAGGAACAGACCCAAAUAAACUGUAAUGAAGUCCAGCCUGAUGUCCCUGCAUCAGAGAAUUUUCCAUCAGACACCACCCAGAGCUUCCAGCAGAAAGAGUUCAAGCAGGAAGAUGGGACUACAGCCUUGGAGGAGGCUGGAAUGAUGUUGUUGCCAAAUCCUCAGUCGUUUCUUCCCCUUUGUGAUGGAGUGGAACUGAAUCAGGGCCCAAUCGCCUUUGAGGACGUGGCUGUCCAUUUCUCCCUGGAGGAGUGGGCUCUUCUGAAUCCUGAUCAGAUAGUAUUGCACGUGCAGAUCAUGGAGGAGAUUCAAGGGAUUGUGGACUCUCUUGCAGAUAACUGGAAGAAGAGCAAUGUAUGCACCAAAUUCAGAAAGCAUUGUGGGCACAAGGGGGGCCUUUGUAGACACCAGCAAGCCCACAUUGAGGAUGAAGAUUCUGCCAGAGAAAGGCCCUACAUAUGCAAUGUAUGUGGGCAAUAUUUUACCCAAAAUGUGGCACCUGUGCUUCACAAGGCACUCCAUGCUGGGAAAAGCUGUCUUAAAUGGAAAGUAUCAGCAAAAUGUGUGCUUGAUUAUAAAUUGCCAGAUCUGUGCCAACAAGAAAUCUUCGAAGGAACUGAGGAUUUCAUGAGCCAGGAGUGUGGGAAAUAUUUUAUCCACAGUUCACACUUGGUGAAACAUAGGUUUCACACAGGACAGGAACCAUACCAAUGCCUGGAGUGUGAGAAGUGUUUCACUUACAGUUCAGAAUUGGUGAGACACACAGGAGAGAAGUCAUAUCAAUGCCAGGAGUGUGGGAAAUGUUUUGCUUACAGUUCACACUUGGUGAGGCACAAAAGACUCCACACAGGAGAAAAGCCAUACCAGUGCCAGGAGUGUGGGAAAUGUUUUGCUGAUCGUUCAGACUUGGUGAAGCACAAAAGACUCCACACAGGAGAGAAACCAUACCAAUGCCAGGAUUGUGGGAAAUGUUUUGCUUACAGUUCCCAGUUGGUGAACCACAAACGACUCCACACAGGAGAGAAGCCAUACCAAUGCCAGGAGUGUGGGAAAUGUUUUUCUGAAAAUUCUGCCUUGGUGAGUCACAAAAGACUCCACACAGGAGAGAAGUCAUACCAAUGCCAGGAGUGUAGGAAAUGUUUUGGUUACAGUUCAGACUUAGUGAAACAUAAAAGACUCCACACAGGAGAGAAGCCAUACCAAUGCCAGGAGUGUGGGAAAUGUUUUGCUUAUAGUUCAGACUUAGUGAAGCACAAAAGACUCCACACAGGAGAGAAGCCAUACCAAUGCCAGGAGUGUGGAAAAUGUUUUGCUUCCAGUUCAGACUUGGUGAGGCACAAAAGAUGCCACACAGGAGAGAAGCCAUACCAAUGCCAGGAGUGUGGGAAAUGUUUUGCUUCCAGCUCACAGUUGGUGAACCACAAAAGACUCCACACAGGAGAGAAGCCAUACCAAUGCCAGGAGUGUGGAAAAUGUUUUACUCAGACUUCAUCCCUUAAGAAGCACCAGAGAAUACACACAGGCUAAAAAUAGCCUUUGUGGGUAAAGAUCUGGAUUAAAACAGGACCGUUUGAGAAGUUAUGUCUAAGAUUUGGCGGAGUCCCCUUUCUUGUCAUUUGAAUCUCUAAAUGCAGGCCCUGUUCUUGGAGCAGCAGAAAGCAAGCUCGCUGUGACAAUCCUUCAGAGGGUUAAGUAUGAUUGUUAUGUCACCUAUUCUGAAAAAAAUAAAUAAACAUAUGUAAUUCCA
Messenger RNA from Anolis carolinensis (green anole), 2328 nucleotides. RefSeq names its product zinc finger protein 436-like. The record is from RefSeq and is a predicted model, not a curated record. NCBI's taxonomy places the organism in Eukaryota, Metazoa, Chordata, Lepidosauria, Squamata, Anolidae. Bases 210 to 2108 code for a protein of 632 amino acids. Gene Ontology annotation, biological process: regulation of transcription by RNA polymerase II. Gene Ontology annotation, molecular function: RNA polymerase II cis-regulatory region sequence-specific DNA binding; DNA-binding transcription factor activity. The transcript has 6 exons.